CUGAGAUCCCCUGGCAGCAGGACAAGUCUCUCCACUGGGCUCUUUCUCCUGCUUUGUGCUUUCCUGCCUUCUGAAAUACCUGGGAAAGAAGCAACCAUGAGGGAUGGAAACUAAACUGAAAGCAGGAUUCUCACCUAAUCACAUGCUUUCUAGGAGUCAAGACACUAAGAAAAACACCAAACAGCUUGAGACUCAUGAGAAAACCAUGAGAAGUGGCAAUACUGCAUUCUGCAGACCUUGUACACUUGCUGAGUUAACUACUGCAUGAAGCAGUUGAGACAGUGCAUUUGGAGGGGAAAGGGAUGCAAGGUGGAGGUCAUAGGAUGCAAAAGUCAAAGGAGAGAAGAUGAGUUGAACACCGUGGGUAUGAGGGAUGGAAGAUGGAAGUGAAUCUCCUGGACACAAGCACUGCACAGAAUGAACUGGGCUGGCUUCCGGAUCCUCCAGAAACAGGAUGGAGCGAGGUGCAGCAGAUGAUAAACAGUACCCCCAUCUAUAUGUACCAAGACUGCAGCGUGCUCUCGGGGGGCGACACUGAUCACUGGCUCCGGACCAACUGGAUCUACCGAGGUGAGGCAGCCUCCCGCAUCUACGUGGAGCUAAAGUUCACUGUGCGUGACUGCAAGAGCUUCAAGGGAGCGGUAGUGACCUGCAAAGAGACCUUCAAUCUUUACUACAUGGAGUCAGAGCAGGAUGUCGGCAUCCAGUUCCGUCGCCCCCUGUUCACCAAGGUCAACACAGUGGCAGCAGAUCGGAGUUUCACAAGCCGGGACAUUGAGUCAGGCGUUAUGCAGCUGAAUGUGGAAGUGUGCCCCAUACGGAAGCUGUCUCAGCGCGGAUUCUACCUGGCUUUCCAGAACUCUGGGGCAUGUGUGGCUCUGGUCUCUGUCCGGGUAUAUUACAAGACCUGCCCAGAAACAGUGGUGGGACUGGCUCACUUUCCAGAGACACUGGCAGGCUCAGAGGGGCUGACAGAGGUGCCAGGGGUCUGUGUAGAGGACGCAACCGAAGAAGCAGGUUUCCCACCCAGGAUGCAUUGCAGUGCUGAUGGGGAGUGGCUGGUGCCAAUGGGCCAGUGCCUGUGUGCUGUUGGGUUUGAGGAGGCUGACAGAAGCUGUGUAGCCUGCCAGCGAGGAUUCUACCGUCACUCCCCAGAGACUGAGCACUGCCUCAAGUGCCCCCCAAACAGUUCAUCCAGUGCUACAGGGGCCACAGCCUGUCCCUGCAACCCGGGCUUCUACCGGGCACCCACUGAGAGUCAAAGUGUUGCCUGCACUCGCCCCCCUUCUAGUCCCCGCAAUGUCAGCUUCUCCCUGGUGGGGACGCAACUUUCUCUUUGGUGGCAGCCACCCAGCGACCAUGGUGGGCGCAAGGAUCUGACCUACAGCAUCUCAUGCCAGCGCUGCUCUGUCCUGGCAUGUGAGCCAUGUGAGGCUAGUGUGGUCUUCUCCCCCAGUGCCUCAGGCCUCAACAAUACAUCCAUAGAUGUGAAUGGUCUAGAGGCUUAUACCAACUACAGCUUCACUGUGAAGGCACGUAAUGGUGUCUCAGAGGUCAGCCCUUUCCCCCAGCGGACCUCCCCUGCUGUCUGGGUCUCUGUCGGGCAUGCAGCUCCAGUAACAGUGUCCCACCUGACUCUCACCCAACGUGAUGACAGCAGCCUGUCUGUGUCUUGGCCAGCCCCACGACACCGCAGCCGGAGUUCAGUGCAGUACGAGGUCAUGUACUUUGAGAAGGGAGAGGAUGCACACUACACAGUGAAGCAAUUCCAUGAACCCAAUGUGACCCUGAGGGACCUGCAGCCGGACACAGCCUAUCUGCUCCGUGUGCGCUCCAUCACGCCUCUAGGACCUGGCCCCUUCUCCCAGGAACAGGAAUUUCGCACCCUCCCGUCAGACACCGGGGCUCCAUCUGGAGGGGUGCUUGUCUCCAUUGUCUUCGGAAUCCUACUGUUUAUUGGACUGGUUGUGGGAAUCUUCAUCUUCACACAAAGGAAAGCCCGUUGUCACCAAGCACGGCCAGACUAUGACAUCUCAGCCUUCGACCGAGAGGAGAAGGUCUGGUUGAAGCCCUAUGUGGAUCUACAGCCCUAUGAGGACCCGAGCAGGGGGGUCUUGGAGUUCACCAAGGAACUAGAUGUGGCCUAUGUCACCAUGGAGAAUGUUAUUGGGGAGGGGGAGUUCGGGGAGGUCUAUCGCGGCACCUUGCGCCUGCCAGGGAAGGAGCGCAUUGUGGUUGCUAUCAAGACCCUGAAGUCAACGUAUUCGGACUCUCAGUGGUGGAAUUUUCUGCGUGAGGCAACAAUCAUGGGCCAGUUCAAUCACCACAACAUCGUGCACCUGGAGGGGGUCGUCACCAAGCGGAAGCCGAUGAUGAUCAUCACUGAGUAUAUGGAGAAUGGUGCCCUGGACAUGUUCCUCCGGGAGAACGAGGAGAAGUUCAGCUCUGUACAGCUGGUGGUUAUGCUGCAGGGCAUUGCCUCAGGCAUGACCUACCUCUCAGACCGCAACUACGUGCACCGGGACCUGGCUGCCCGCAACAUCCUGGUAACUCACAGCCUGCAGUGCAAGGUGUCUGACUUUGGCCUGUCCCGGAUAUUGGAAAACGAUGUGGAGGGGACGUACGAAACUAAGGGCGGGAAGAUCCCCAUCCGCUGGACAGCACCCGAGGCCAUUGCCCAUCGGAUCUUCACUUCAGCCAGUGACGUCUGGAGUUACGGCAUUGUCAUGUGGGAGGUGCUGUCCUUUGGGGACAAGCCCUAUGGAGACAUGACCAAUCAGGAGGUGAUGAAGAGUAUAGAGGAUGGGUACCGACUCCCACCCCCUGUAGACUGCCCAUCCAUCCUCUAUGAGCUCAUGAAAGGCUGCUGGUCACAUGAUCGCAUGCGACGGCCCCGCUUCCAGGAGAUCCAGGGCCAGCUAGAACACUUCAUCUCCAGCCCCCAUUUACUCCGAUCUGUUGCAGACUUUGACCCCAGGGUGACGCUGCGGCUCCCCAGCUGCAGUGGGUCUGAUGGGAUCCCUUAUCAGUCAAUCCCAGAAUGGCUGGAAUCCAUCCGCAUGAAGCGGUAUAUCAUCAACUUCCGCACUGCUGGCUUGGACACCAUGGAAUCCAUCCUGGAACUCACUACUGAGGACUUGAAAAAGAUGGGGGUGUCGCUUCCAGGCCACCAGAAGAGGAUUCUCUGUAGCAUCCAGGGCUUCAAGGAGUGACCGGGCCUCAGGCCCUCAAGCUACCAACAUUCCCAAGCCUACUGGGUAUCACUUGGAGCCAUUCCCAGGGCAGUUGUUUCCAAGAAGGGAGACUGAGGUGAUCAAAGCAACUAACAGGACAAAAAGAACUCUCCUGUAAAAUCUGCCUGCUCCAUCCAUGUGUGAGUCUGCACCGAGGUUGCAGGGUGCUGUACAUACUCCAGAGCCAGGACACCCUUCUCAGCUCCAACACUUGACAUUCUCUGUAACAUAUUCUGUGCAGUACUGAAAUAGCCCCUGCAGCACAGACUGAGGCCUGAGUGAUACAGAGGGGGAAAUCUUUAGGGAUGCACAGAUACAUGGAGUGAUGGCCCUGUUAAGAUCUGUUGAGAGACAAGAGCGGAAAUACAGAGAAGAAUCUCUGGGGAACCUACACAGGGGCUGGGACAGCAGAAAGCCCCAUCCCUGCUUUCCCCGCUACCAACUUUGUAGCAUAUGUUCCCCAUUGCUGCAACAGUGCAUCUGCCUUCCCCAUUUCAUUGUUAUGGUGGAAGCAGGUACAAUCAGCUGCAGAGAUCAGGGAAAGGAUUCUUCUUAACUUUCUUUGCAGUGAGUAUAUCUGCCAAUAAUGCUAAAUAAGGGUAUAUGCCUUCCCCUACUAUACACUGCCCCAUCCUCCCUGUGAGGGAGGGGAGAGCCUGAAAAAGAAGGAAAUGGGGUACCCUGCUCUUGCUCAUGUGCUUCCCUGUUUUCUUCCAUGAGAGAGAACCAGGGUUAAUGCUGAAGCAGGGCAAUUCAGACCCCACCAUGUGUGACCUGUACCUCCCCUUCUCCUGCCACCUGUUUUCUCCUGCAGCCUGUUCCAAAUGUGGGGAUAGGCUGCUUUUGCUGCAAGGGGGGAUUGUUCCUGUGUGGAAGAAAUAUGGAAUUUUAAAGUCUCAGGGGGAAGGCACGGUGGCCUGUAACAUUUUUGUAAAUAAACUCGUGGCAGAGGUGGGGGUUCUGUAGCAUUCCUUGACUAGUAUGUGGGUACUAUAUGGAGCUUUCCUUCAGUAAUGCCCAGAUGCAGGGUGAGUUCUGUAAGGCCAGCUCUGUGGGGCAUAGGCUAUCUCUUGCCACACUCACACCUGAGCUGGCUUAUACCUUCUCCUGUUCCCCAACAGGCACUCAACCACAGGAGUCCCUCACACUAGUGGAGCUAGAUUUACUGCUGUAUCUAUUAAUACUGCACCACUUAUGUUGGCCCUGGGAAUCUCCCAGCUCCAGCCCAAACUGGCUGCCCCAGCACUGUAAGAUCUGACAGACCACAGCCCUGCUGCAGUGGCACAGCUGUGAGCUAUGCAAGCACUCAAGUGAAGCCAAUGUAGGCACGCCUAGCCGCUGCUGUGGAAAUGACACUCCUGUCAACUCUGCAGCCACACUGCAUGAGAGACCCUGUUCAAGGGAGAGAGACACCAGAACGUCAAAUCCUUCCCAGCAAAACUCCUACCCCCCACUGAAGCACAAGGUAGCAUUUUAAUUACAGUAGUGAAGAACAAUGCAGGCUGCUGAACAGGAGCCCCAGGCUGGAGCCCUUUCCAGACACCAUUACUCCUGGCUCUCUGUUUAAAAGACAGUCUUUCCCCCGCCCUCAGAUUAAUUCUGCAGUUGAUCACAAAAAAAGAAAAGUUAUCUGAAUUGCAUAUCACACCACAUGCUGCUGAUCUGCUCACAUAAGGCCCCCACUCCUUAUCAGUGCUGCAGGAAAUCGGAUUGCUCUUGGCAAGGACAUAAGGAAGAGGGCUGUCCCUGGGUGCUAGUGGCACAUGGGCCACGGAGAGAGAAACAAAAGUGCUGUAUGCUACAGGAAGGGAUGUUGAGAACUCAAGCUAGACUUUUGCCUUCCAAGACCAUGCAGAAUGAAGGGCAAUAAGAGGGUGCAGUCCUCCAUCUAGAACAGCCAUUAUUAAAGCUUUGAUCAGUUUUUAAGCGGCAGCGUUAAGUCUUGCUGGAUUUCAACUGGGGCAGUUUGACCUUAUUGACCUAACACUAAACAUUUGUCUUAAUAAACUGGAACAUAGCAG
Molecule: messenger RNA, 5254 nt
Organism: Malaclemys terrapin pileata
Lineage: Eukaryota; Metazoa; Chordata; Testudines; Emydidae
Gene: EPHA1
Product: EPH receptor A1
Exons: 19
Coding region: 381-3212 (943 amino acids)
Biological process (GO): axon guidance; protein phosphorylation; cell surface receptor protein tyrosine kinase signaling pathway
Cellular component (GO): plasma membrane; neuron projection
Molecular function (GO): protein binding; transmembrane-ephrin receptor activity; ATP binding
Source: RefSeq, a predicted model, not a curated record